Molecule: messenger RNA, 1210 nt
Organism: Tupaia belangeri chinensis (Chinese tree shrew)
Lineage: Eukaryota; Metazoa; Chordata; Mammalia; Scandentia; Tupaiidae
Gene: TSFM
Product: Ts translation elongation factor, mitochondrial
Exons: 7
Coding region: 114-1085 (323 amino acids)
Biological process (GO): mitochondrial translational elongation
Molecular function (GO): translation elongation factor activity; protein binding
Source: RefSeq, a predicted model, not a curated record
AAGAAGGUGAUCGAACUGGGCGCGGGGACGGGCAUCGUGGGAAUCUUGGCAGCGCUACAGGGUCUGGACCUCACCGGUGCGCCGGCCGGCGGGAGUGUACGGCAACCGGAGAGAUGUCGCUGCUGCGGUCACUGCGCAUCUGCCUAGUCGUGCGAAGUGGAAGUCGCCCGGCGAGGCCCCUCCAGUCACUCCAGCCAUGGCACACAUUUCACUCUGGGCCCUGGAUGGCUUCUUCGGCCUCCAGCAAGGAGCUCCUCAUGAAGCUGCGGCGGAAGACGGGCUACUCCUUUGUAAACUGCAAAAAAGCUCUGGAGACUUGUGGCGGGGAUCUGAAACAGGCAGAGAUCUGGCUCCACAAGCAGGCCCAGAAGGAGGGCUGGAGCAAAGCUGCCAAGCUCCAUGGAAGAAAGACCAAAGAAGGCUUGAUUGGGCUGCUGCAGGAAGGAAACACGACUGUAUUAGUAGAGGUAAACUGUGAGACAGAUUUUGUUUCUAGAAAUUUAAAAUUUCAGCAGUUGGUCCAGCAAGUAGCCCUUGGAACCAUGUUGCAUUGUCAGAGCCUCAAGGAUCAACUCUCCACAUACAGCAAAGGCUUCCUGAAUUCCUCUGAGCUCUCUGGACUUGCAGCUGGGCCUGACAAAGAAGGCUCUCUUAAAGAUCAGUUGGCCUUAGCCAUUGGGAAAUUGGGAGAAAACAUGAUUCUUAAACGAGCUGCAUGGGUGAAGGUGCCAUCCGGGUUCUACGUAGGCUCUUACGUCCAUGGAGUGAUGCACAGUCCCUUGCUCCACAACCUAGUGCUGGGGAAAUACGGGGCCCUGGUCAUCUGCGAGACAUCUGAGCGGAAAGCAAACCUCGAAGACCUUGGCCGCCGCCUUGGGCAGCACGUGGUGGGCAUGGCCCCACUCUCUGUUGGCUCCCUGGACGAUGAGCCUGGGGGAGAGGCAGAAACGAAGAUGCUGUCCCAGCCAUACUUGCUGGAUCCGUCCGUCACGUUGGGACAGUAUGUGCAGCCCCAGGGAGUGUCUGUAGUAGACUUUGUGAGGUUUGAAUGUGGAGAAGGCGAAGAGGUGGCAGAGGCUGAGUAGAUUCCAGAAACUUUUGGCUCAGGAGGACAUUUCCAAAGCCUCUUCAAACCCAGAAUUUUUCAUUUGAUUUGUAAUGAACUCCUGUGGGUAAAGUUACUAAAUAAAGUGGUUAUAUAAUAAAGAGA